AUGGACUCUCACCAGGAGCACUCUAGUUCGAAUGGACAGAACUAUCUCACUGAGUCUUUUGCGCAUCACUCUACCCCCGAUGGACAAAACAACGCCGCAACCGCCGAAGAAUCCUCUGAACAGGCCGUCACUACCGAACAGGUCAAAAACGAAACUGCGGAACCUAUCAAACUGACUUCGACCUCCUCCCUCAGCUCAUCUUUUGCAAGUGAAGAUGGCCGCUGGGGUGAGCAGGAAAAGGGCGACCCCGUCUCCCGCCGCGGCGCCAUGGAAGACCUGGAGGAAAUGCGCCGCGAACUGACCCGUCUUAGUCUGCAUCGCACUCGGUCAACCAACAAGAGCGGCUGUCGCCUGCAGUCACUUACUAGCCGUCGCGUCGAAGAGAAGGGCAAAGAGGAGGAAAGCGAUAUCGAAACCGAGGACUUCGAUCUGGGCGAGUUCCUCAUCAGCGGUCAUCUGGAGCGCCGCACCACCGCCGGCGAACCCGCCAAGAAGGUCGGCGUUGUCUUCAAGAACCUCACCGUCAAGGGCGUGCAGACUGGCGCGUCGUUCGUGCGCACCCUCCCCCACGCCGUGGUGGGAACUUUCGGUCCGGAUUUGUAUAAACUUGUCUGCCGAUUCGUGCCGCAGCUGCAUUUCGGCAAGAAGCCUCCUGUUCGUGAUUUGAUUCAUGAUUUCACUGGUGCCGUACGGGAGGGUGAGAUGAUGCUCGUGCUGGGUCGUCCUGGUGCGGGUUGUACCACUUUCCUCAAGGCUAUCGCCAAUGACCGGGCUGCGUUUGCUGGAAUUGAAGGCGAGGUCAGCUAUGGUGGCCUCUCGUCUGAAGAUCAGAACAAGCACUUCCGUGGCGAGGUCAACUAUAAUCCUGAGGAUGAUCAGCACUUCCCUUCUCUCACUGUGUGGCAGACUCUUAAGUUCUCUCUUAUCAACAAGACUCGCAAGCAUGACCGUGAGAGUAUUCCUGUUAUCAUUGAUGCUUUGUUGAAGAUGUUCGGUAUCAGUCAUACCAAGAAUACACUUGUCGGUAACGAGUAUGUGCGCGGUGUGUCCGGCGGUGAGCGCAAGCGUGUCAGUAUCGCCGAGACCCUGGCCACCAAAUCGUCGGUCGUCUGCUGGGACAACUCAACCCGUGGUCUGGACGCCAGCACUGCUUUGGACUAUGCCAAGUCCCUGCGCAUCAUGACGGAUGUCAGCAAGCGCACGACCUUCGUCACCCUCUACCAAGCUGGAGAGAGCAUAUACGAGCUCAUGGAUAAGGUGAUGGUCCUCGAUGCUGGCCGCAUGCUCUACCAAGGUCCCGCCAAUGAAGCCCGCCAAUAUUUCGUCGACCUCGGCUUCCACUGCCCGGAUCAAUCCACCACGGCUGACUUCCUUACUUCCCUUUGCGACCCGAACGCCCGCCAAUUCCAGCCCGGCCGUGAAGCAUCCACCCCCAAGACCGCCGAGGAACUCGAGAAAGUCUUCAAGAACAGCAGCUCUCACAAGUACAUUGAGGAUGAUUUCUCCAGCUAUGAGAAGCGUCUCCAGGAUACUCAACAGGAGGAUACCCGCCGCUUCCAGUCAACCGUGGCCCAAUCGAAGAGUAAGACCGUCUCCAAGAAGUCGCCAUACACCGUCUCCCUCGUGCGCCAGGUUAUGGCUUGUGUGCAGCGCGAGUGCUGGCUGUUGUGGGGUGACAAGACGUCCCUCUACACCAAGUACUUCAUCAUUAUCUCCAACGGUCUUAUCGUCUCGUCCCUGUUCUACGGUGAAUCGCUCGAUACUAGCGGUGCAUUCUCUCGUGGCGGUGCUCUCUUCUUCUCGAUUCUGUUCCUGGGUUGGUUGCAGCUUACUGAGCUUAUGCCUGCUGUUUCUGGUCGUGGUAUUGUUGCUCGACAUAAGGAUUACGCUUUCUACCGUCCGUCUGCUGUCUCAAUUGCCCGUGUGGUUGUUGAUUUCCCCGCCAUCUUCUGCAUGGUUGUGCCGUUUACUAUUAUUGUCUACUUCAUGACCGGUCUUGAUGCUGAUGUUUCCAAGUUCUUCAUCUAUUUCCUGUUUGUGUAUACGACUACCAUCUGCAUCACCUCGCUUUACCGCAUGUUCGCUGCCUUGUCACCGACUAUCGAUGACGCCGUUCGUUUUGCUGGUAUUGGGUUGAACUUGCUGGUUAUAUUUGUCGGUUAUGUGAUCCCGAAGCAGAGCUUGAUUGCGGAUUCGAUUUGGUUCGGUUGGUUGUUCUAUGUCAACCCGAUUUCGUACAGUUACGAGUCGGUCUUAACGAACGAGUUCACCGGCCGUACUAUGCAGUGUGCCCCAUCUCAGUUGGUUCCUCAGGGACCUAAUGUUAGCCCGGAGUACCAAGGCUGUGCCCUGACUGGAUCGACUCUGGGUAGCACUUCUGUUGAUGGAUCGCAGUAUUUGACAACUAACUUCCAGUUCACGCGUCACCAUAUGUGGCGUAACUUUGGUGUCAUCAUUGCCUUCACUGUUCUCUACAUUUUAGUCACUGUCUGGGCUGCUGAGUUCCUGUCUUUUGGUGGUGGUGGUGGCGGUGCGUUGGUCUUCAAGAAGUCUAAGCGUGUUAAGAACAUCACUGCUCCACCCAACAGUAACGACGAGGAGAAGGUCGCUAAUGCUACCGACAAUGCUGCUCUCGCUCAGGGUAAGGGAUCCUCUGGUGAAGAUGCCUCUUUCAACCGUCUGUCCGAGAGUGAGCGCUGCUUCACCUGGGAGAACGUUGAAUACACCGUCCCUUACGGAAACGGAACUCGCAAGCUUCUCAAUGGUAUCAACGGUUACGCUAAGCCCGGUGUCAUGAUUGCUUUGAUGGGUGCCUCCGGCGCCGGAAAGACUACUCUGCUGAACACUCUGGCCCAGCGCCAGAAGACGGGUGUCGUUACUGGAGACAUGCUCGUCGAUGGCCACAACCUCGGACCUGACUUCCAGCGUGGUACUGGUUUCUGUGAGCAGAUGGAUCUGCACGACCAGACUGCGACUGUUCGUGAGGCUUUCGAGUUCUCUGCCAUUCUCCGCCAGCCUCGUGAAACUCCCCAUGCUGAGAAGAUCGAAUACGUCGACCGUAUCGUCAACCUCUUGGAACUUGAGGAUAUUCGGGAUGCCAUCAUUGGUUCUCUCAGUGUCGAGCAGAAGAAGCGUGUCACUAUUGGUGUCGAACUUGCUGCCAAGCCCAGUCUUCUUCUCUUCCUUGAUGAGCCCACUAGUGGUCUCGACAGUCAGGCUGCCUUCUCCAUCGUUCGCUUCCUCAAGAAGCUCUCCCAGGCGGGUCAGGCUAUUGUCUGCACCAUUCACCAGCCCUCUUCCAUGCUUAUCCAGCAAUUCGACAUGAUCCUCGCCCUCAACCCCGGAGGUAACACCUUCUACUUCGGCCCUGUCGGAAAGGAAGGCGCCGCCGUGAUCAAGUACUUCGGCGACCGUGGUUUCCAGUGCCCACCCUCCAAGAACGUCGCCGAAUUCAUCCUCGAGACAGCCGCCAAAGCAACCCGACGCAACGGAAAACAAGUCGAUUGGAACGAAGAAUGGCGCACCUCAGACCAGAACCGCGAGAUGCUGGCCGAAAUCGAACGCAUCCGCACAGAGCGCAGCAAGCUCCCUAUCGAACAAUCAAACGGCACCCAAAACGAAUUCGCCGCGACAACCUACACCCAAACAAUCCAACUCACGAAGCGUCUCUUCGUGAAUCACUGGCGCGACCCAUCCUACUACUAUGGCAAACUCUUCGUCAGCGUCAUCAUCGGUAUCUUCAACGGAUUCACCUUCUGGAUGCUCCCUAACACAGUGGCGUCCAUGCAAGGCCGCAUGUUCUCCGUCUUCCUGAUUAUCCUAAUCCCACCCAUCGUCCUGAACUCCAUCGUUCCCAAGUUCUAUAUCAACCGCGCUCUCUGGGAAGCAAGAGAAUACCCGUCCAGAAUCUACGGCUGGGUCGCUUUCUGUACUGCAAAUGUCGUCUGCGAAAUUCCCGCAGCCAUCAUCUCAGGUCUCAUCUACUGGCUGUUGUGGUACUACCCCGCCGGCUUUCCAACAGACUCCUCAACAGCAGGCUACGUCUUCCUCAUGUCAAUGCUCUUCUUUCUCUUCCAGGCAUCAUGGGGCCAAUGGAUCUGUGCUUUCGCUCCUUCCUUCACAGUCAUCUCGAACGUCCUCCCUUUCUUCUUCGUCAUGGUCAGCUUGUUCAACGGUAUCGUCCGUCCGUACGCCAAUUACCCCGUCUUCUGGAAGUACUGGAUGUACUAUGUUAACCCGACGACCUGGUGGAUGCGCGGUGUUCUCUCGGCUGUUCUGCCGGAUGUCCAGGUUGACUGUGCCUCCCAGGAAGCGACGCACUUCAAUCCCCCACCUGGUCAGAGUUGUCAGGCUUAUGCGGGUGACUUUGUGAGCCAGCUUGCUAAGGUCGGAUACCUUGUCAACCCCGAUGCAACUUCUGAUUGCCAGUACUGUCCUUAUAAGGAUGGUUCGGAGUAUAUGGCCAAUUUGAACGUUCAUGAUGGUGACAAGUGGCGCUGCUUUGGUAUUUUCCUCGCCUUUGUUAUUAUUAACUGGGCUUUGGUUUACUUCUUUAUUUACACUGUCCGUGUGAGAGGUUGGGGAUUCGGUCUUGGAUACAUCUUUGGUGGUGCUGGAUUGAUUGUGGACCGUGUUAAGGGUCUGUUAAAGAGCAAGAAGAGUGUGCAGGCUUGA
Molecule: messenger RNA, 4674 nt
Organism: Aspergillus terreus NIH2624
Lineage: Eukaryota; Fungi; Ascomycota; Eurotiomycetes; Eurotiales; Aspergillaceae
Exons: 1
Coding region: 1-4674 (1557 amino acids)
Biological process (GO): transmembrane transport
Cellular component (GO): membrane
Molecular function (GO): ATP hydrolysis activity; ATP binding; ABC-type transporter activity
Source: RefSeq, a predicted model, not a curated record